UCACGUCAGAACGACACGUCGUUUCACUGCAGUUACAGAUCCCACCAAUACAAAUGGUCUGAUGUUUCCUUCCAACGUUUUCCCAGUAAACUAACGCAAAACAAACCAACCGAAGUCCAAAUGGUGGAUUCGAUGUCAACUCCACCGCCGAGGGCCGCUAAUGACCUCUUCUUGGACUCACUCGAUACCCACCCUCUCUGGUUCAAACCUAACCUCUUCCUCUCCCCAACCUUGGACACUGAGUCCUACAUCUCGGAGCUACGCACCUUCGUUCCCUUCGACACUCUCCGCACGGAGCUCCAGGCCCACCUUGCCUCACUCAGCCACGAGCUCAUUGACCUCAUAAACCGGGAUUAUGCCGAUUUCGUCAAUCUCAGUACCAAGCUUGUCGAUGUGGACGCUGCUGUGGUGCGCAUGCGGGCCCCGCUACUGGAGCUCCGGGAGAAGAUCGAGGGAUUUAGAGGAAGCUUGGAGGGGUCACUUGUGGCUUUGAGGAAUGGAUUGCAGCAGAGAUCGGAGGCGGCCGCGGCGAGAGAGGUUUUGGAGCUGUUGUUGGAUACGUUUCACGUUGUCUCUAAGGUUGAGAAACUUAUAAAGGAGCUACCAAGUGUGCCAGCUGACUGGUCAAAUGGAGAUUUGAGUUCAACUAUAAAGAAUGCUAUGAGCAAUGGCACUUCCUUACAACCUGUUGAGAGUGGAACAAAUCUCAGAGAGACUCAAAGCAUGCUUCUGGAGAGAAUUGCCAGUGAGAUGAAUCGGCUAAAGUUCUAUAUGGCUCAUACACAGAACCUUUCUUUCAUCGUGAACAUGGAGAAGAGAAUUCAAAGUGCAAGCCUUUUGUUGGAUGCAAGUUUGGGACGUUGUUUUGUAGACGGGCUGGAACACUGAGAUGAAAAUGCAAUUUACGAUUGUUUACGUGCAUAUGCUGCUAUUGAUAAUACCAAGAGUGCAGAAGAAAUUUUUCGCACAACUAUUGUAGCUCCACUAAUAUGCAAAAUUUUUCCACAUGGACCAUCGGGAAUGGUUGCUGGGGUGUCUGGAGAUGGACUUGAAAAUGAUUAUCACCAAAUUAAACAAUGCAUUCAGAAAGACUGCAAAUUCCUUUUGGAAAUUUCUUCUGCAGAGAAUUCGGGUCUGCAUGUAUUUGACUUCUUAGCCAAUUCAAUUUUGAAGGAGGUUCUCUCAGCAAUUCAAAAGGGAAAGCCAGGUGCUUUUUCCCCUGGAAGACCAACUGAAUUUCUGAUGAAUUACAAGUCAAGUUUAGAUUUCUUGGCUCAGCUUGAAGGCUAUUGUCCAUCCAGAUCUUCAGUUGCUAAAUUUCGAGGAGAAGUUGUAUAUGCCGAGUUCAUGAAACAGUGGAAUAUAGGGGUUUAUUUCUCUUUAAGAUUUCAGGAAAUAGCAGGGGCUCUUGAUUCUGCACUUGCAGCAACCAGUCUUGUCCUAGUUCAGAAUUCACAUUCUGGUCAUGGAAAUUUGCAAGACCUAUCAUUAAAGCAAAGUGCCACUCUUUUAGAGAGCUUGAGGUCUUGUUGGAGAGAAGAUGUUCAUAUCCUCUCAUGCUCUGAUAAGUUCCUUCGCUUAUCUUUACAGCUUCUCGCAAGAUAUUCAAAUUGGUUAUCAUCUGGACUGGCUGGCUGGAAGACCAGUAAUGCAGCCUCUCAUUCUGGAUAUGAAUGGGCUGUUUCAGCUGUGCCUGAUGAUUUUGUUUAUAUUAUUCACGACAUAACUUACCUGGCCACUGAGGUUUGUGGUGGCUACCUCGAUCAUGUACUUCAGUGCCUAUCUUCAUGUUCUCCUGACAUUCUUGAUCUGGUAAAACAAAGCAUUUUACAAGGUGGAAAGUCAUUAAAUGAUUUAGCACCUCUUGCUAUCAACGCAAUCAUAGAGUUGCUAGUUGAUAAGGCUGUUGAGGACUUGAGACAAGUGAAGGGAAUAACUGCAACUUACAGGAUGACUAAUAAGCCUCUUCCUCUCAGACACUCACCCUAUGUGUCAGGGGUGUUGCGUCCUUUAAAGGCUUUUCUGGAUGGGGAGCGAGCUAUGACUUAUUUGACCAAGGAAACUAGGAACGAAUUACUGCUUUGUGCUGCAGCUGAAAUAACUGGUCAUUAUUAUGAAUUAGCUGCUGAACUUGUCAGCGUGGUUUGUAUCCAAAAUGAAAUUCUUUUAACUUCACAGAAUUUUUUUAUCUUGAAAUUCUUUAUUUUGGUGUACUUAUUUUGUCAUACCCGGGCUAGGAAAACAGAAUCUUCACUCCAGAGAAUACGGCAGGGUGCUCAACGACGAGCUGGAGCGAGCUUAGAUGUCUCAGACCAGAGUGUUUCUGAUACUGACAAGAUAUGCAUGCAGUUGUUCCUUGAUAUCCAGCUAAGCUACAUUUCUCUCUUUCACGAGCAUGGACGCAACCUCAUUGCCCUCGGUAUUGGGGCAGCCAACAUUCCAGCAUAUCGUUCCUUGUGGCAAUGUGUCGCUCCUCCAGAUAAGCAAAGUGUGAUUAAUUUGUGAGUGAACAUUGCCUACAGGCACCUUGUAGAUGUAAUUUUUUUUUUCCCAAUAUAACAAAUUCAAAUUAUUUGAUUAAAAGUUUUGAGUUUGCUUUGAAAUUCAUUUUUGUUUGUUUAGGAUACUUGGUUAUUAAAGUAUUCUUUAUUAUUAUUUUUUUUUUUUUUUUACUAUAAGCAAUAUUUUGUACUUGCAACUUUGGUGCAUCUCGAAAUAGUCAGUAUUAUAAUGGGCGAUAAUCUUGAAGUCAUUAUCAUUUUCAA
Messenger RNA from Hevea brasiliensis (rubber tree), 2765 nucleotides. Its product is annotated as conserved oligomeric Golgi complex subunit 2. Gene Ontology annotation, cellular component: membrane; COG complex. The record is from RefSeq and is a predicted model, not a curated record. The transcript is spliced from 11 exons. Gene Ontology annotation, biological process: intra-Golgi vesicle-mediated transport; Golgi organization; protein transport. Lineage: Eukaryota; Viridiplantae; Streptophyta; Magnoliopsida; Malpighiales; Euphorbiaceae.